CAACAAGCGCCUUUCUUAAGUAGAAUUCUCGGCGAGAAGACGUGUCAAAGAGGUGACACUUGUCACUUCCUCACUUGGCCGACACCUGCCUACACGAUCGUCCUCGGUGGCUCUUGGCUAAAAGGCUCCAUUUUAUGUUCUGUGUGUAUGAGAGGGUCAUCAUCAACAUCAUUUCCCUGCUAAACUCAUUGGAUGAACAUCAGGUGACGUAAAUGCAAAGGACGAUGAGAAAGACAUUCGUGUGUGAUGACUCCACGAUCAUCACUAUUUGCCUCGGGAAGGACAGUGAAGGACGCGGCCUUGCGAUGAUGCCCCGAGAGUUCAGCUGUGUGUUCCAAGACAUGUUCAAGGUUUUUGCUUACAACGGAUUCCCAAAACCUCUUGGGGCAGCACAAUGUCUUGCUGGAGUGUUAAUUAUCACUCUGAAUCUGAUGAUCCAUCAGGGAUACAUUAACAUGCUUCUCAUCUUUCCCAGCAUUCUGUUUGUGCUCUGUGGAAUACUGACCUAUGUGGCAGGACAUGUUCCCAACAUGUGUGUGACCAAGGUAGCAUUCUGUCUGAACAUCAUCAGCUUCCUGUGUUCCGCUGUGUCACUUUGUCUCUCCGUGCUCGACCUCCACUCAUUUCAGAGGCUUACAUCAUCCGAGCUCAAGCUUCAUACAGGAAUCAAGGCGACGAUUGUGUGCCUGCUUGCGAUGGAAAGCUUUAUUACUUUAUUUCUUAUCUACUGGCAGAGUAAAGCUGUUUGCAGACAACAUUUCAACACUCUGCCCAUUGUUCAGCUAAAACAAGAGGACUGAACAGGCUGAUGCAACUAAACAACCCAACAAGAUCAACUGACUGUUUUUUAGUAAAAUUAUGAACACAUCAAUGUUGUUUACCCUAAUCUACAAUAUAUGAAUGUAUAUGGUGCCCUUUAUUCAUAUUAUGUUGGUUAAUAACUUCUUGGGAAAGUUGUGUUUGUCUUUGUAUACUUACUGUUUGUAUAUGAAUGCAACUAUUUGAAAUUGUCUUAUAAUUCAAAACUAAAAAAAAAAAAAAAUUUUCAUUUACAUAUAGUGUUACAGUAUACUGUAUGUUAUUGCACCUUUUCCUCAAAUUAAAAAGGACACGCCUCUUGAUAAUGUAUGAAUGCUCGGUGGGCCGAUUAACGUACAGAUCGGGCCGUAUUUGGCCAGCGCGCCAUACUUGACCCACCCCUGGUUUCCCGGUUUAUGUUUGUC
Messenger RNA from Phyllopteryx taeniolatus (common seadragon), 1223 nucleotides. RefSeq lists its product as uncharacterized. The transcript is spliced from 8 exons. The record is from RefSeq and is a predicted model, not a curated record. NCBI's taxonomy places the organism in Eukaryota, Metazoa, Chordata, Actinopteri, Syngnathiformes, Syngnathidae. The coding region runs from base 213 to 800 and encodes 195 amino acids.